Messenger RNA from Penicillium argentinense, 711 nucleotides. Its product is annotated as phosphatase PAP2 family protein. Gene Ontology annotation, cellular component: intracellular membrane-bounded organelle; endoplasmic reticulum membrane. Gene Ontology annotation, molecular function: dolichyldiphosphatase activity. Gene Ontology annotation, biological process: lipid biosynthetic process; protein N-linked glycosylation. The coding region runs from base 1 to 711 and encodes 236 amino acids. NCBI's taxonomy places the organism in Eukaryota, Fungi, Ascomycota, Eurotiomycetes, Eurotiales, Aspergillaceae. The transcript has 3 exons. The record is from RefSeq and is a predicted model, not a curated record.
AUGGAUACUCCGCUGGCCUCGCUAUCGCUGACCCAUGUUCACUACAACCCCGAGGACCCCUUGUCCCUCGUGUCGGCCUACCUCGCUCUCAUUCCGCAGGCCCUCUGCGUAUCCUAUGCAACACUCGUUUGGGCAUCAAGAGAGAUGGAGGUGGUUCUGAUGUUUGCCGGGCAGCUGGCCUGUGAAGGACUGAACUUUGCGUUGAAACGCAUCAUCAAGGAAGAGCGACCACGAGAUCCUGACAUCGUGUCGCUAGAAAUGUUCGGCAAGGGGUACGGAAUGCCCUCGUCCCAUGCGCAGUUCAUGACAUUCUUCGCUGUUUACUUGUCCCUCUUCCUGCUCCUCCGACACACCCCAUCCUACGCCAGUGCCUACCCCUACUGCGAUUUCAUACUGCGCGGCGCAUUGACGGUCGGCCUCUGUGCUGGGGCGGUGGCUGUGUCUGCUAGUCGUGUCUACCUGAACUACCACACGCCCAGACAGGUGCUGGCCGGUUGUGGAGCAGGCUUCGUGUGCGCCUGUGGUUGGUUCGUGAUCACCGGUUUGCUUCGACGUCUCGGCUGGAUCGAUUGGGCUGCCGACAUGACGGUGUCGCGUCUGCUGCGCGUGCGAGAUUUGCUCGUAAGUGAAGAUCUGGCCGAGGCCGGCUGGCAACGCUGGGAGACACUCCGGUUGAAACAGCGAGUCAGUGAAGCGCGCAAGUCGGAUUAG